ACCUCAACCCCACGCGACGCCGGACUAUGCAAAGCCGUACCACCAUGCCAAAGCGGCGUCUGCGCACAAUGAACUGCACUCACGUCGACAUGGAUAGGAUCUACGGGCGCGACCAGCAUUGCUUUGUUUGCGGACGCUCCCCCUCAAUUGGGUUCCUCUACGAAUGCCGGCAGGACCAUGAUGGGGAGUCACUCUACGAUAUUCUCUCACCGAAGGAGGACAGGAUUGAGGUGGUCAGGUCGACUCUGAGAGUGGAGCUGGAAGUCAUUGGACUGAGCAAGAGCGUUAUUCUGACUGCGGAGCAAGGCGACUAUACUGCAGCUCAGCUGGAACUGCUGAAGAGCCAGAAGCGAGAACUCAAGCAGAUCAUUGCAGAUACACUCCAAGCCAGCCAGAUCAACGAUGCGGUGGCAAAGCUGGCAGCGACUCCAUCAAACCAUGACGGCGCGUUGAGCAGCAAGCCGACUAUGGACACAAAGAUUCCACCGAUCUGCGCCUUCAAAGCUUGCCACACAUGUCGCCCGUACUAUCGAGAUCGCGUGUACAUCUCCUUCCAAGCCGUUCUUGCAGCCGACUUCGCGCCCAUGAAACCAAACGACACACAGCUACUCCCCACCAAGUCCGCGCAAAUCAUGCGCAACAUCGGCAACACCGUCCGUCCCUACAGCCCCACGCACCCUGCCUUACCAACCUCGUCGACGGGCUCCCCACAAACAGCAUCCACCACCUCCGAAUCAAGCGAGCUCACCUUCAAGACGACACAAACAGACCUCGACCAGAUCCGCGCCCAACGCCGUCCCCGCCGCCGCUUCUACAAGAUCGGCCACCGCUCCUCAGGCGAAAUAGCACGCGACCUCUCCCGCCUCCCCCCGUUCCUCACCCCCCAUGGCCUCAAAACAGCGAUCCAGGGCAUCUUCCGUCCGAGCAGGGAGUCGAGCUCCGAGGGCUCCAACAUCACUCUCCCGCUGCCACGAACAGGCACAGUGCGCGAUCUGCACGGCACGGAGAGCGUGGGCGAGUUCGACUUGGGGGCUUUGCGUCGGGUUCGGCGCCAGAAAGAGCGGAAUGAGAUUCGGAACGGGACGUAUGUUGGCGGGUAUGAAGAUGUGGUGAUACCUCCGGUAACUGGUGCUGCGCUCUUGGGAAUGGAGGACACGGGCACGUCUGAUUCAUCGGACUUGUCUGUUUAUUCGUGUGUUUCUGAGAGUAGCGAGGCGGAUGGCAGCGGCGAUGGUACGGAAGGCGCUGGCGAAAUACAUGCGCUUGACGUGCCUGGGAAGAAGAACGCACCGAUGACUCAUGUCGACGAAGUAAACGACGAUGAUGAAGAUGAAGAUACGGAGAUGGGGGAUGGUCUACAGAGCAUCAUGGCGCAGAGGUGAAGGCUUACAUGGGAGUUUCUGGGGUAGAACAUAUGGAGAUGGAAUAGGGAUAGGGGUAGGGCGUGAUAUCGCGCGUAUCAAGUCGGUGUUCGACACCACUUU
This is a messenger RNA of Dothidotthia symphoricarpi CBS 119687, 1484 nucleotides long. RefSeq lists its product as uncharacterized. The coding region runs from base 27 to 1382 and encodes 451 amino acids. NCBI's taxonomy places the organism in Eukaryota, Fungi, Ascomycota, Dothideomycetes, Pleosporales, Dothidotthiaceae. The record is from RefSeq and is a predicted model, not a curated record. The transcript is spliced from 3 exons.